AUGGACAGUGAGCACAAUCCGAGAAAGCGUUAUAGAUAUCAACGCUGGCCAUCGCAGACAGAUGAUGCUGAUUUUGGAAUAUCCCAGAUGUCAGGUUUAUUGAGGAAUCCUGAGAUGGAUUUGGAUGAAAAUUUACGCGAAAUCUUCCGCAUACGCCAGGAAAGUUUAGCUGAAUCACUGGCAAGUCAUUUUUGGGCGCUUGUAAUUAUUGGAGCAAAAUGUUGUGGUGAAAUAUUUGCUAGCUUCUGGCUUGGAUAUUCUUUGCUAUCUAUUUUUUUGAGAAAGCAAAUUCCCACAUUAGUUUUCAAUUAUAUUGUGAUGCCUGUUUUUGCAUACUUAUUAAAUCAGAAAACUCCAAUGACUGAAUUAAAUAUGGCAGACCGUCGUUGGCUUGUCUUAGCUUACUCAUUUUGGGUUGGAGCUUCAACUCAUUUUAUGCUAAUUAACUGGGAUCCAGGAGCAUGUUCACCUCCACCUAUGUUCUCACCAUCACUCGUUGCGUUACUUUUCGAGUUUAUCGGUCCAGUGGUAGCUCAUGAUCGCCCUUUGCUUCUGCUAAGUACUGUAGGUGUUGCAUCGUGCGUGUGUUUCACUUACGCCUAUAUUUAUGCAUGUUUCACAUUUACAUAUUUCUAUAUGUCGAUAAUUGCAAUUGCUUCGUCAUUUUAUUCUAUGCAGCAACAUCUUGCUGAUCCUGAACUAGGUUACGGUGAUUUGAGCGAGGGUCACGUAUUGCUUCCAAUUCAAUCAAUGUACAAUCAACUUGUGAUGACUAUUUUAUUCGGGCAGUACAUUUGGAAUCGAAAUCCGAAAACAGCUAAACCUGACACCUUGGAAGAAAGAUAUACACUUUUAUCAAUGCAAUCUUCACAGGUUCUGCAAUUACUUCAAAGAGAGCUAAAUGUUGAUGAGAUUCAUGACCUUUAUCCCCAGUUAACUGGUGGAUGUAUUAAUAAGGCUAAAGCAUUUAGAACUGACAAGUAUGGCGAUAUUUUUAUCAAAUAUAAUGAUAACGAGAAAGCUCAAGAAAUGUUCGAUGGCGAACUUUUAAGUUUGAAAAGUAUUAUUGAAACACAGACAAUUCGGGCACCAAAACCAAUUAAGACAUUUUCGAUUGGUGACGACCGAUGCUUGGCGAUGGAAUUCAUAGAAAUGCAUGCUGGAUCAGAUUUCGAACAACUUGGCAUGAACAUUGCAAGACUACAUUUACAUAAUAAAUUAUUGAUGGAAAAAAGUCAAAAAAAUCAAUCACUGAUUGGUUUUACGGAUCAACAAUCAAGAGCAACUGAUAAAUUUGGUUUUGAUAUAAUUACUUAUAGUGGCUAUUGUCCGCUUAUCAAUGAAUGGUCUGAUAAUUGGGUGAAGAAUGCUGAUAGAGAAUUAUUGGAUUUAUGGCCGCAACUUGUGCGCAAGAUCCCAGAAUAUUUUAAGAACUGCAAGAUUUAUCCAUGUUUAUUGCACGGUGACCUCUGGUCUGGAAAUUGUUCGUUUACAAAAGAUGGCCCAGUAAUAUUUGAUCCAGCAUCUUUUUACGGCCAUCAUGAAUAUGAGUUUGGUAUUUUGACGAUGUUUGGUGGUUUCGAUGAAAGUUUUUUUACUGCUUAUUACAAAGUGAUACCUAAAAGCAACGGAAUGGAGUCGCGUGUCCUUCUCUAUCAACUUUUUCAUUACUUGAAUCACUGGUACGUUGAAAUACUUUUCAAACAGAAUUUGAUCAAAUCGAUGAAACCACAAAAAAAUGCAACACGUAUUUCGCACUAA
This is a messenger RNA of Thelazia callipaeda (thelaziosis nematode), 1761 nucleotides long. The record is from the annotation of a GenBank genome assembly. Lineage: Eukaryota; Metazoa; Nematoda; Chromadorea; Rhabditida; Thelaziidae.